Messenger RNA from Gadus macrocephalus (Pacific cod), 3256 nucleotides. RefSeq lists its product as uncharacterized. NCBI's taxonomy places the organism in Eukaryota, Metazoa, Chordata, Actinopteri, Gadiformes, Gadidae. The transcript has 4 exons. Bases 428 to 3256 code for a protein of 942 amino acids. The record is from RefSeq and is a predicted model, not a curated record.
AAUGUAUUGUUCUGAAAGGUUCUAGUCCAGCAGAGAAGGCUUUGCUGGCCCUGACGGCCCGCCUCUGUAGCUAAGGUCCGUCCUAUUUACUGGAGGAGUGAACAUUGUUUCAUGUUUCCGUUGCAUAAGAACCUUACGGGAGGGUAAUGAUUGGAAAAUAUCAUGCAUUUUGAAUGUCCAAAUAGCACACCACCAACAUUUUAGUCGCGUCUCAUCUCUCAUCUUCAGUUGCGUUGCCUCCAGCGCGAUAAUAUAUAUAUAUUAGAGCCAGCGACUGUCUGGCAUUCGGGCAGAUGCCAUGUUUAUAACAUUUUAAAACUGUUCAUCUUUCUUUUUUUUUCACCAGAAAUACAUCAGAAAAGUAGCUGUCCCCCUGCUCAGAUUUUUGUCUGCUGAUACCUUUAGCCUCACAUGUGACCUGACCUCUAUGUGGCAGUGCAGACAUUGUGUAACCAGAGAGAUUAGCAGGUACAAAUUACUGAAACAUUAUAAACUACAUCAUCAUUAUGGGAGAGGCCAACAAUAUCAAUGCAUAUAUGUAAAUUGUCCUUGCACAUUCAGGACGUGGACUGGACUCCGAACCCAUGUCUAUAAAGCUCAUUCAUUCCAACCUACACAGACUGCUUUGAAUUCAGUAACAUUUAAAUGUGAGGUAUGCGGACGUAGUGACCUCUCUACUGAGAGGGAUUUUUUUGUUCACAUUGGGACACAUCUGCGAAGUUGUGAGACGGUUGGUUGUGUAUUUCUUGGAUGCUCUUUCCAAACCAAUAUUAAUAGUACAUUUAACACUCACAAAAAGAGAAAGCAUCAUCCACACACACUGCAAGAUUUUAAAACCAGUGUGAUUAAGUUUGUGAACCCCGUUGAAGGACCGGUUGCCUCUGACGGUGUUGGGACUGGCUAUCCAGCUGAUGUGUCAUUUGAUGAAGUUGAGGCUGAGACAGUGACAGUAAAGGAAAUUGGAGCUGUGGAAAAUCUGCCAGAAGUUAUUGAGCGGAAAAUAGCAGCAAUAUUGUUAAAAUUAGAACAUAUAUUUCAUAUUCCUGCAAAAGGUGUGGAUGAGUUACUGGAAGAGUUGCAUUUUCUAAGUUCAGCUAGUGUACCUGUCACAAAGCAUACAAUUACAGAAAUCUUCAAGAGCCAUAACCUCAAUAUUGGUCCGGCAGUUGUCGAAGAACUUGCUAAUUCUGUAUGCGUCUCUAACCCUGUCUCUAAAAGUUUUGAAAGGUCUGGCCCUCUUGCCACAUCCUAUAAAAGAAAAAAAUAUUACAAGGUUCAUUUUAGAGUUGUUGAAGCGACCGAGUAUAUUUUAUCUGUGGAACAAAGGAGGUCAUUUCAAUAUGUCCCAUUAUUACAGUUAUUGCAGGAAGUACUGAGUCACAAUAAAAUACUGAAUAAAGUGAUUGAAGAACACACAGCUCAAAUAAAUAGAGAAGCUUUGCAUGGUGAUCAACGAGUUUACAGGUCUUUUCGAGAUGGUGAAAAUUACAAAACAAAUAGCUUUCUAGCUGUUGAUGAGUUGAGAUUUUCCAUAAAACUUUACAUCGACGAAUUUGAGGUUUGUAAUCCUCUUGGGACCUCUCGCAAAAAGCACAAGCUUUGUGGGGUGUAUUGGGUUUUGGACAAUUUGCCGCCUGGCUCUCAUUCUGCUCUCUCAUCAAUUUAUUUAGCUGUUCUUUGUAAAAGUGACGAUUUGAGGAAAUUCGGUUUCAAAGAAGUGUUGGAUCCACUUUUGAAAGAUCUGGUAAUUCUGGAGGAGCAUGGUUUGUUCAUCAGUCAAUUGAAUAAGUGUAUCAAAGGCACUGUGAGUUGUGUAAUAGCUGAUAACCUAGGUGCCCAUGGCCUGGCAGGUUUUGUAGAAAGUUUCUCUGGUGAAUACAUCUGUAGAUUCUGUACAGCUAAGAAAACAGAAAUUCAGUCGUUGACAGCUGGUCGUUUUGAGCACAGAACGCUGGAACUUCAUGAUGCACACUUAAAGUGUGCACUGGAAAAGGCAAGUGCAUACUGUGGUGUUAAACGUGAAUGUGUUCUGAGCAAGGCUCUAUCACAUUUUCAUCUUACUGCAGGUUAUCCUCCAGAUCUUGCCCAUGAUCUUUUUGAGGGCAUUAUACCUGUAGAGCUAGCUCAUUGUUUUUCUCUUUUGAUUUCAAAAAAGUAUUUCACUUUAGAAAAACUUAACAAUUUGAUCAAAACUUUUGAAUAUAAAUGGGCAGAUAAAACAAAUCGUCCUGCUGCAAUACCACAGACUUUCUCGGUAAAAAAAAGCAUUGGUGGAAAUGCACACGAGAAUUGGGCUCUGCUUCGAUUGUUGCCUCUGAUCAUUGGUCCACUUGUUCCGGAGGAUGAACCUGUAUGGCAUGUUGUUUUGGAUCUAAAGGACAUAGUGGAGCUUGUUGUAGCCCCUGUCCACUCUGAUGAGUCAAUAGCUUACCUCGAGUUCAAAAUUGAUGAACAUCGCCUGAGAUACCAAGACCUUUUUCCCAACAACCGUCUUCUCCCUAAACAUCAUUUUUUGGAGCACUAUCCUGCUCUGAUUCGCCAAUUUGGCCCUCUUGUCCAUGCAUGGACUAUGAGAUUUGAGGCAAAACAUAGUGUCUUCAAACAGAUUGCUCGCCAUACCAACUGUUUCAAAAACAUAUCUCUCACUCUUGCAAGAAAACAUCAGCUUGCAAUUGCCUCUGACUUGCACUGUCUUCACCAUAGGACACCUACUUCGAACACAGACACCGAGGUCAGCGCCUGCAAGGCACAAACUGUGCUGGGAGUCUAUGCAAUGAAAAGGGAAGGCGCGGAGCCUGGAGACGAACUAGAGGACGUUGGCGUCCUCAUCGAGGGACAGGAGGUGAUCAGCGAUCUUGGCAACAUCGGGAUGGCCUUCGUGCUUUUAUUUGGACUGAUUUACUGCCUUAACUUAACCUACCCAGCAGACCUCAAGUGUACAUUCGAAGUGGAUGCUGAUGAAGACGUUGUGUCACAGGACCUUGCUCUACAAAACAUGAAAAUCUACAAUUUGAAGACUAGUACAUCGGAAGAUCCCGACGUUGGUAUCGUGGUGGAUGGUAUCAAAGUUCUGAGCGCUCUGAGUAACAUGCCAAGGGCUUGCUCCAUGCUCGUUGGGUUAGCAUACGCAGUGAAUCUGGCCUAUCCCAAGGAGCUCAGGUACACAUUUGAGGCCUUCCAGAAGCUCUUUCUCGAACUGGAUAGUUCGAAGCUGUCCCCAAAAGUGAAGAGCCUCAAAAAUAAGCUACUAGUUUAA